This is a messenger RNA of Lolium perenne, 2460 nucleotides long. Its product is annotated as protein FAR1-RELATED SEQUENCE 5-like. Gene Ontology annotation, molecular function: zinc ion binding. Lineage: Eukaryota; Viridiplantae; Streptophyta; Magnoliopsida; Poales; Poaceae. Gene Ontology annotation, biological process: regulation of DNA-templated transcription. The record is from RefSeq and is a predicted model, not a curated record.
AUGUCAGGAUUCGAUCUGAAUGCAAGUCCAACAGAGGUUGAUGACAUUGACAUGGAUCCUCCUUUUUGCACUCAAGCUCCACCAGCGGAGAUGGUUGAAGAAUCUCCAGACCCGAUAGGCAGCGACCAUGAAGUUGGUGGUGGUUCAAAUGACCACAGCGGUAGAGGCCCGCAUAACAAUACAGAUUCACGCAAUGUUGGGAACAACAGCAUCCCGACUACUACAAUGCCUACAGAAUCUACCACUUAUCCAGAGUUUGAAGAUGGUGAAGAUGACAUAGCUGGCAUGCAUGAAGUUCUUUCCACCCCAACAGAACCAUUUCUUGGUAUGCGGUUUGAUACUGUCGAAGCAGCAAGAGUACAUUAUAAUGCUUAUGCAGCGAAAUUGGGUUUCACAGUUAAGUCUCACACAUCCCAAAGGAACAGACAUACAGGCACACUGGAGAAGCAGCAGUUUGUAUGCAACAAAUUCCGCAAACCUAAAACAGAUGAUGAGUUGCAGAGGGAAAGGAUGAACAUUAUUGAAGAAGUGAGCCCAGUACAGAUGGAUGAAGAAAAUUCAGAAGGACAUGAUGAAGAUGACGAAGCUGGAGCAUCAAAAAGAAGUUCUAGUAGAUUAGCGGUUAAGCGCAAGAGAGAAACUAUCAAGCAGACAAGUUGUCAUGCUAGAAUGUUUGUGAAGCUAAUAAACAACAAGUGGGAGGUGACCUAUUUUAUUGCAGAGCAUAACCACGCCAUGGUUGACAAGCCAUCCCUCACAAAAUACUUGAGAUCACACAAGGGGCGCAUGAUGGAGAUUAUGUCUGAAUUUUAUGGUGAAGAUGCUUUUGUCCCAUAUGGCCCUAAAACGAUAUCAAACUUGAGGUCAGAAUUCAGGAGUGAGAACAAGGAAUAUGACAUAAGUGAGACACUUGACUAUUUCAAGGACUUGAAGCAGAAAGACCCAGAUUUCUUCUAUGAUUUCUCGUUGGACGAUGAGAGCAGAGUUGAACACAUAUUCUGGGUCGACAGUGUUGCGAGGAAAGCUUAUGAAGAAUCCUAUCAUGAUUGCGUGUCUUUUGACACAACCUUCUUGACAAAUCGCUUCAGCAUGCCUUUUGCCCCCUUCGUCGGGAUAAACAGACAUGGACAGUCAUACAUGCUGGGUUGUGGUUUGAUUCGAGAUGAGAAACAAGAAAGUUUUGAGUGGCUUUUCCGCACUUUCCUUAAAGCAAUGCAUGGCACGCAACCGUCGAACAUAAUCAUAGAUCAGGACUGGGCUAUGAGGUCUGCGAUACAAGCUAUUUUCCCAGAAACCUGGCAUCGAAACUGUCGCUGGCAUAUAAUGAAGAAAGCUAAUGAGAAACUUGGUUCUUUCUUAGGAAGGCGUCCAGGUUUGGCUGAAGAAUUCAACUCAUGUGUUGAUGAGAGUUGGACUGUAGAAGAGUUUGAAGCCCGUUGGCAAGAAAUGGUUCUGAAGUGGGAAUUGGCAGGAAAUGAAACAUUUGCUUGGUUAAAGAAAAAUGCCCACACAUGGGUUCCAUGUUACUUCAAAGAUCGCUUCUUCCCCUUCUUGCAGUCAACUCAGAGAAGUGAGGGCUUCAACGCUGUGCUGAAGCGGUAUAUUCAUCCUCACAACUCAAUUAAGCAUUUUGUGAAGCAAUAUGAGAAAAUUCAGCGGAAAAUUUUAGGAGUUGAGGGGAACAAUGACUACAGGACAGAACAGCUUGAGGUAGUGCCACAAACAACUUUCCCGAUUGAGAAGCAUGCGCUUUCAGUUUAUACAAGGGAUAUCUACCACAGAUUCAAAGUUGAGUUUGAACUCAUUGGUAGGUACAAUGUGCAGGUUCUUGCACCAAACAUGUACUACUUGGUUCCUAACAGUGAGAGGUGCUACCCAUACGGGGAAAGAAGCUACAUGGUAAAUGCAAGUGGUGAAAAUAGCUACAACUGUGACUGCUGCAAGUUUCAGCGCGACGGUUUGCUUUGCUGUCACGUCUUAAAGGUGUUCACACACAUAGGCAUUGAUAGGAUACCAGAGAGGUACAUCACAAGGAGGUGGACUCAACUUGCAGUUGAAAGUGUCACAAUGCCUACUGGUCCUGCGUUGGAUGAGUUGAUGCCGGAACAGUCGCGACAGAAGUUGCGUUAUGCAAAUUUAUGUACAUCAUUUGUACAGGUUGCUAAACUGGGCAGUGAGACUGAACAAGCAGAAGCUAUUGCUCGCAGACACAUUAGGGAGAUGAAGGCUGAGUUUGUGCAAUUGAAGAAAGUACGGAGGAAAAGGGCUAAAAGCAAUACAUCUACAAAUGCAGCACAUCCAACAGUACCUACUUCUGCGCAUCAGCAUACAACAGAUCCUAAUGCCCCGCAACAUACACCUAGAGCUAAUGCACAUCAGCAUACAGCUAGUCGUAAUGCCCCGCAACCUACACCUAGACCUAAUGCACAUCAGCAAACAGCAGAUCGUAGUGGACAGUAA